This is a messenger RNA of Gracilinanus agilis (Agile Gracile Mouse Opossum), 2649 nucleotides long. RefSeq names its product tubulin tyrosine ligase like 7 (gene TTLL7). Gene Ontology annotation, molecular function: tubulin binding; tubulin-glutamic acid ligase activity. Gene Ontology annotation, cellular component: cilium. Gene Ontology annotation, biological process: protein polyglutamylation; microtubule cytoskeleton organization. The record is from RefSeq and is a predicted model, not a curated record. The transcript has 20 exons. NCBI's taxonomy places the organism in Eukaryota, Metazoa, Chordata, Mammalia, Didelphimorphia, Didelphidae. The coding region runs from base 1 to 2649 and encodes 882 amino acids.
AUGCCAUCCUUGCCUCAGGAAGGAGACAGUCAAGGACCUUCUCAACUAGGUCUGGAUUCAGAAUUGUCUUUUGAAAACAAAAUGAAAAGAAAAGUCAGAAAGAAGAAGAAGAAUGGAGCCAUCACAGCAAAUGUUUCUGGUACAAAAUUUGAAAUUGUUCGUUUAGUAAUAGAUGAGUUGGGAUUUGUGAAAACUCGAGAUGAAGAUGAAACGAGUAAUCUUAUAUGGUGUGAUGCUGCCGUUCAGCAGGAAAAGAUUGCAGAGCUACAGAACUACCAGAGAAUCAACCAUUUUCCAGGAAUGGGUGAGAUCUGCAGGAAGGAUUUCUUAGCAAGAAAUAUGACCAAAAUGAUCAAAUGUAAUCCUCUGGAAUAUACUUUUGUACCCCGAACAUGGAUCUUCCCAUCAGAAUAUACCCAGUUCCAGAACUAUGUAAAAGAAUUGAAGAAAAGAAGGAAACAGAAAACUUUUAUUGUUAAACCAGCAAAUGGUGCAAUGGGUCAUGGGAUCUCUUUGGUAAAAAAUGCUGAAAAACUGUCAGCCCAGGACCACUUGAUUGUCCAAGAAUACAUUGAUAAACCUUUCCUUAUGGAAGGCUACAAGUUUGAUUUACGAAUUUACAUUCUCAUAACAUCCUGUGAUCCAUUAAAAAUAUUUUUAUAUCAUGAUGGGCUUGUGAGAAUGGGGACAGAGAAGUAUAGUCCACCUAAUGAUACAAAUUUGAGCCAACUCUAUAUGCAUCUGACAAACUACUCUGUGAACAAACAUAAUGAGCGCUUUGAACGGGAUGAAACUGAAGAUAAAGGCAGCAAGCGGUCCAUCAAAUGGUUUACUGAAUUCCUACAAACAAAUAAAUACGAUGUUGCUAAGUUUUGGAAUGAUAUCUCAGAAUUGGUGGUAAAAACUCUGAUUGUAGCAGAACCACAUGUCUUGCAUGCAUAUCGAAUGUGUAGACCUGGACAACCUCCGGGAAGUGAAAGUGUCUGCUUUGAAGUCCUGGGAUUUGAUAUUUUGUUGGACCGAAAGCUGAAACCGUGGCUUUUGGAGAUUAAUCGAGCCCCUAGCUUUGGAACUGAUCAGAAAAUAGAUUUUGAUGUGAAAAAAGGAGUAUUGCUUAAUGCUCUGAAGUUACUCAAUAUCAGGACUAGUGACAAAAGGAGAAACUUGGCUAAACAAAAAGCAGAAGCUCAGAAGAGACUUUAUGGUCAAGGUUCAGUGAAAAGGCUGUCGCCAGGCUCUUCAGACUGGGAGAAACAACGGCACCGAAUCGAGAGAAGGAAAGAGGAGUUGAAAGAGAGACUUGCCCAGGUUCGUAGGCAGGUAUCCAAAGAAGAGCAUGAAAAUCGACACAUGGGGAACUACAGGCGAAUUUAUCCUCCUGAAGACAAAUCAUUACUUGAAAAAUAUGAGCAUUUAUUGGCCACUGCCUUUCAGACAUUUCUUUCGGGAAGAGCAACUUUGUUUCAGCGAGAACUGAAUAAUCCUUUAAAAAGAAUGAAGGAGGAAGAUAUUUUGGACCUUCUGGAACAGUGUGAAAUAGAUGAUGAGAAGUUAAUGGGAAAAACUGUCAGAAAUCGAGGACCCAAGCCUCUACAUUCCAUGCCUGAAAGCUCACAAGUAGUAAAAAAACAAAAGAACUACAGUAGUGAGAGCAGUUUUGAAAGCAGUGAUGAUUCCUACGAAUCUGAUGAAAUGGAUCGAGAAGAAUUCGCAGGUUCACUUGCCGACAAGAAAGUCACUUAUGAUUUUGAAACCUGCAAAGUUCUAAGCAUGUCCUUCUCCCCAGGUUCCAUCAGACGUUCUCUCAGCUGUCCUCGAUCCGUCUCAGCGAAUCCGUCCAUGACUGACCAUCGUCCUCUUUCUGCCAGACAAGUGCUCUCACUCUCACGCCCAGCUUCUGGGGCCAGGUCUCAGUCUCUAAACCGUGCCUCCUCUUCCUCGAGGAGUUUACCACAACCUAAUAAUAAUAACACAGAGCAUCCUGAAACUCCAGUGCACCUGAGAACAAAAGAACAAGAGGAAGAAUUUACAAGGCAGACCUUGUUAAUCCUCCGAGACAUGAAGAUCAGGUUCCCCGGGAAAACCGAUGAAGAAUCAGAACGCAUCAUAGAAGAUAUCAUGGAAAACUGGAAGUUUCAUAAACCCAAAGUGGCUUCAUAUUGGCUCAUAAAAUUGGAUUCUGUAAAACAACGGAAGGUUUUGGACAUUGUGAAAACAAGCAUUCGCUCAGUUCUCCCACGUAUCUGGAAGAUUCCUGACAUGGAAGGUUUACAGUUGUUUCGAAUUUUUAAUCGGGUAUUUAAUCGCCUCCUCUGGAGCCAUGGCCAAGGAUUGUGGAAUUGCUUCUGUAAUUCAGGCAGCUCUUGGGAGACAAUAUUCAGCAAAAGUACAGAAGUGAUCACUCCUCAGCAGCUCCAGUGCUGCCAGCAGCUGGUUCAGCUUUGUAAACACUGCCUCCUAGUGGUUUACAAGUACGCAAGUGAUUCCAGAUUGGCAGUGUCUUCUAUGUGUCCAGACUGGGAAAAUACCAGGUAUUUACUGCCAGGAACUACACAGGUCAUCCUGAAAACACCGUCCUACAGCUUUUUCAACCCUCCUGCAGUGAAACAUCCCAAUGUUUUGUUUACAUCCAGAUAUACCCAUUUGUGA